This is a messenger RNA of Striga asiatica, 348 nucleotides long. The record is from the annotation of a GenBank genome assembly. Lineage: Eukaryota; Viridiplantae; Streptophyta; Magnoliopsida; Lamiales; Orobanchaceae.
AUGCUUCACUUGCAGGCAAUUCUUAGGCAACUGGGGCAAUUAGGUCAUGGAGGGGUUAUGAUCGACGAAGGCGACUUAGAACUUCAUGAGCAACUACAGUGUUUGUACAAAUCGACAAGGGCAGCCAAGCAUUUCCAGAGGGAUAUUGUUCGUGGGUUAGAAGGAUUCAUAUCGACAGGCAAAAAACAAAUGGAGAUAGCUAGGAAGUUGGCUGAAGAUUGUUGCAAGUAUGGUAUCGAAAAUCAAGAUUCUGAUUCUUCACUUGCAAGGGUCGCUUCAGGCUUUGGUACAUCUCAUGCCGCCAUUGAAGACCACAAUGAAAAAAUGCUUGGAGUUCUUGGUUACCAG